CAUUUCCAGCCAGUUGGACGUAGUUUUCAUGUCGCAGGAAAUAUCUGUGUCCACAAACCAGGAAAAUGAGACACGUUCAUUUUUAAAACGGUAGCGGAAAACAAACAAACAAAGAAACUAACUAACUAAUUAACAGCCGGCAGAUAUUUUCUCGCGGGUUAUGCGAUAAUAGCGGGCAACUGUUCCAGUCGUCAUUUCCGUGUUUGUCUCAGAGCAACAGCUUAAGGAUGUGCCCUGUUUCUGCCAAGAGGAUUCCAGGAAUGCAACAGCUGCAGAACAUGGAGGAUAUCCCCAGUCUUAUCUCGGAGGCUUUGUGCUAUAAUGGCAAAGCUCAGCACAGAGACCAAACUCUGUUACAGAUGUGUAAAGUGAAACUGGUGGACUUCAGGAAAAUACAGGGCCUGAAUGCAAGGAAAAUAUCAAAAGGAAAUUUUCAUACUGGAGUUCCAGGUAAAUCCGUUUUUCAUGGAAACAAACAUACAGUGCAGGCUCAGUUAAGGACAUGUUCUGUGAGACUGGUGGAUUGUAGAAAAAUACAAAACAGAAAAGCAACAGCUGAGGGUGAACCUGAAGAUGGGGCAAAUGAUCACGAAUACAGCCGCAGUGAUUUUAUUUCCUCCAAGCAACAGCUUAAGGACGUGCCCUGUUUCUGCCAAGAGGAAGAGAGAAUUCCAGGAAUGCAACAGCUGCAGAACAUGGAGGAUAUCCCCAGUCUUAUCUCGGAGGCUUUGUGCUAUAAUGGCAAAGCUCAGCACAGAGACCAAACUCUGUUACAGAUGUGUAAAGUGAAACUGGUGGACUUCAGGAAAAUACAGAGCCUGAAUGCAAGGAAAAUAUCAAAAGGAAAUUUUCAUACUGGAGUUCCAGGUAAAUCCGUUUUUCAUGGAGACCAACCUACAGUGCAGGCUCAGUUAAGGACGUGUUCUGUGAGACUGGUGGAUUGUAGAAAAAUACAAAACAGAAAAGCAACAGCUGAGGGUGAACCUGAAGAUGGGGCAAAUGAUCACGAAUACAGCCGCAGUGAUUUUAUUUCCUCCAGCAAGUCCAGCAUGUCAUCAUCUGAUGAAUGGGAUCAGUCUAUCUCUCAAGAACAAAUGAUCCAAAGAAAGCACCUUAGAAAAGUUAACCUUGCAUUACGUCAUUCAGGCAAACAAAUGGGACAAAGGACAAAUCAGUGCAGCCAGUGCAAGAAGACUUUCAGUAGUUCAUCAAGCUUGAGAAGGCAUCAAAGAGUGCAUAUGGAAGGGACGUCCUGCAGUUGCACACAGUGUGGGAAAAUGUUUAAACACAAAUCAGGCCUGCAAAUUCACCAGAGAUUGCACACUGGGGAGAAAGCUUACCGUUGCACACAGUGUGGAAAAAUGUUUACGUAUGAAUCACGCCUGCGAUUUCACCAGAAAGUGCACACUGGGGAGAAGCCUUACCAGUGCACACAAUGUGGAAAAAUGUUUACACAAAAAUCACACGUGCAAAUUCACCAGAGAGUGCACACUGGGGAGAAGCCUUAUCAGUGCACACAAUGUGGUAAAACCUUCAGGCAAGGCUCAGGUCUACGGGUACACCAGAUGGUGCACACCAGAGUACAGCUUGACGGCAACUCUGAGUCCGACAAGACGCAGGUAUCAAAUGUUAAAGCACACGAGCGUGUACAUACUAGUGAGAAGUGUCUGCGGUGCAAACAGUGUGGAAAACAAUUCUCAAGCUCACUAGGGUUCAAGAGGCAUAAGAAUGCACACACAACGAAGCACUAUCAGUGCCCAGAGUGUGGUCAACAAUUCAGACAUUCUUUGUCCCUUAAAAUUCACAAGAGAAUACAUACUGGGGAAAGACUGUAUAAGUGUUCUGAAUGUGACAAAGCAUUUCCUCAUUCUUCAGCUCUUCUAGUACACAAAAGGCUACAUAGUGGACAAAAGCCGUACUACUGUGACCUGUGUGGAAAACAGUUUUCACAAUCAACACAUCUGCGCACUCACCAGAGAAUUCACACCGGAGUAAAACCUUAUAGGUGCUCUCAUUGCGGCAAAUCUUUCACUCAGUCAUCACAUCUUUCAGUGCACAAGCUGAUGCACACUGGACAGAAGCCUUACUGCUGCUCUACCUGUGGCAAAGGAUUCAGAACAUCCGACCACCUUAAGUUGCACCAGAGGACACACACUGGGGAAAAGCCGUACCGCUGCUCUGUGUGCGGAUGGUGCUUCACUCAGUCCCACAGCCUUAAAGAGCACCAAAGAAUACACACUGGAGAGAAGCCUUACCAGUGCUGUAAAUGUGACAGAGUAUUCAGAGUGUACGGAGAUCUUAAAUACCAUGAGUAUUUUCACACCUGAAACUGCAAUGCAACAGGAAAUUACAUUUACAUGUCACAAAGUCAAUGUUUUCCUCUUAAAGGGCAAAGAAAACCUACCAAAAAAACCACCUCCUUUAUACUGACAUAUAAUAGUCAUACAAGACAUGUUUGAGUGUUCACUUCUUCAUAUUUGUACCUGUAUACUGUGUGAUUGUUUUUCUUUUGAAAUAAAAUGUCCCUGGGCACUGACGUCUUGCUCUCUCUGAGGUUAAAAUAUCACGCUCCGAGUACAAAUUACAUGAGAGAAUCCGAGAUAGUGACGUAAUAUACUCACCACCUGACUUACUGAGGCUGAGCUCUAGUGGAUAUAGCGCUUCUAAAUUGCUGUGAACAACCCUGAAGAUGCCCGAGGGUCAAGCAUUUGCCUGUCAAAAUAAACCAGAUGAUUGAAUCCGUGAACACACACACACACAAAAGUAAACAGUGAGCAGAUACAUACCUGGGUUUUGAUAGCCUUUAGCCACCUAGCUAGCUACUCACAGUGGGUUUAUUUUUUAUUUUUGCACCCUUGGACUUUCCCAUUUUACUGUGUGUCGGUCAAGCCAAUGAGUGCUGUAAACAAACCUUUUUUAUGAAGGCACAGAGAAAAUACCAGCUGUAUUCAGUCAUGGUCACUAAGAAGAAGUUAAGAGACCUCAGCCUUGGCAAGAUAAGAGACAUUUUGGAAGUCUCAGCACCUCUGAAUUAAUAAUGUGAGUGUAUGUAAAUUUUUGACCCUGUAUGUAUAAUAUUGACCCUGUGUUGAUUUCAGAAAACCCAAAAUAAAUUAAAAUUUCUGCACCAAA
Molecule: messenger RNA, 3132 nt
Organism: Neoarius graeffei (lesser salmon catfish)
Lineage: Eukaryota; Metazoa; Chordata; Actinopteri; Siluriformes; Ariidae
Product: zinc finger protein 883-like
Exons: 6
Coding region: 228-2327 (699 amino acids)
Source: RefSeq, a predicted model, not a curated record